CUCUUUCUCUGAUAGCAAUUUUAGCCCGAUAAUCUCUGAGCCCUCAUACCUUUCCUAUUUAGGUUGCAAAUAAGGGCUCCCAUAUAGAACAUGCUCCAUUGGAGCGCCUCUAUAGGUCCCAAUGGCUGACGCGACCGAUCAGGAUGAUGUCAAGGCUAGCAACGGCCAGCCUUCUCAACCGCCAAGCCAACCUCCUCACGAUACCAACCACGAGGCCACCGAAAAUGGAUCCCAGGAACCAAAACCAUUAGAGCCUGCAUUUCCUUUGUUACAAAAUAAUGCUAGUAGUGAAACACUGCUGCAAACUGUCCAGACGCAGAAACGGACCACGGCCGAGGACGACAAUGAGGAGGAACCAGCCGUAGCUAGACCUUUCGUCCGGACAAACAGUCCCGAUUUAUCUUCCAGAGUAGCCACACCGCCCGAAGAGGAGAGAGCGCCCAUACGAUCAGCCUACAAGAUGCACAAAUUCACACUGUACGAGACGGCAAGCCGAUAUUACAUCGUGGGGGGAGACGUUACCGAAAAGCGCUAUCGCAUCUUAAAGAUCGAUCGCAAUACUCACGAUUCCGAUUUGAGUAUAACUGACGAUAAAAUCAUAUACACCCAGAAGGAGAUGAAUUCGUUGCUUAAUACUAUAGACGACGGGAAUAAAGGCACUGGUGGUAUCAAGCAGAGAUGUACGACAUGGGGCAUUCUAGGUUUUAUCAAGUUCACAGGGCCAUACUAUAUGCUGCUGAUUACCAAGAAGAGCACGGUUGCGAUGAUUGGAGGUCAUUACGUGUACCAGAUCGAUGGCACUGAACUCAUCCCUUUAACGCCAGCAAAAUACAAGACUGAUGCUCGUCAUGUUGAGGAGCAGCGCUUCCUGAACAUCCUCACCAAUCUGGAUCUGACGAGGUCGUUCUACUAUAGCUACUCCUACGACAUCACUAGGACAUUGCAGCAUAAUAUCACCAGGGAGAGAAUCGCUUUACUAGAUGGUAUGCCGGGCACUACAUACGACGAUUAUAACUCGAUGUUUAUCUGGAAUAGCCACCUUUUGCGACCCGCCGAAGAGGCUAUUCAUGACCCCUUCGACUGGUGUCGUCCAAUUAUUCAUGGCUACAUCGACCAAGCUGCGAUAUCCAUAUACGGCAGAACAGCGCAUAUCACCAUAAUUGCGCGACGGUCGCGAUACUUCGCAGGUGCAAGAUUCUUGAAGCGCGGUGCCAAUGAUUUAGGUUACGUUGCAAAUGAUGUUGAAACUGAACAGAUCGUCGCUGAAGCCUUAACGACUUCGUUUCACUCGCCUGGCCCUAAAUUGUUCGCUAAUCCCCAGUACACUUCCUAUGUGCAGCAUCGAGGAAGCAUUCCUCUUCAUUGGACGCAGGAUAAUAUGGGUGUCACCCCAAAGCCCCCAAUCGAGUUAAAUCUCAUCGAUCCGUUCUACACAGCAGCAGCACUCCAUUUCGAUAACUUAUUCGAGCGAUACGGAUCUCCUGUAUAUGCGCUGAACCUCAUCAAAGCGAGAGAGCGGACCCCAAGAGAAUCAAAGUUGCUGGAUGAAUAUACUAACGCCAUCAACUACCUAAAUCAAUUCUUACCUCAGGGUCACAAAAUCAUUCAUAAAGCCUGGGACAUGAGUCGCGCUGCGAAGAGUAAAGACCAAGACGUAAUCGGUACACUUGAAAACAUUGCGGAGUCUGUUGUCACUACAACCGGCAUUUUCCAUAAUGGCGAUGGAGAGAUCACUCCAACCAGGGUGCAGAACGGUGUCGCGAGAACAAACUGCAUCGAUUGCUUGGAUCGUACGAACGCAGCUCAAUUCGUCAUCGGAAAGCGAGCGCUCGGACAUCAGCUUCAUGCUCUAGGCAUUCUUGAAAACACAACCAUCGACUAUGAUACAGACGCAGUGAACCUCUUCACUCAUAUGUAUCACGAUCACGGUGACACGAUCGCAGUUCAAUAUGGUGGGUCCCAGCUAGUGAAUACUAUGGAGACGUAUCGCAAGAUCAACCAGUGGACGAGCCAUUCUCGGGAUAUGAUUGAGAGCUUCAAACGAUAUUACAACAAUUCAUUCAUGGACAGCCAAAGACAAGAAGCCUACAAUCUCUUCCUCGGCAAUUAUAUCUUCGCUCAGGGACAGCCUAUGCUGUGGGACCUUUCCACAGAUUAUUACCUCCAUCACGCGGAUCCACGAACAUGGUCACAAAAAGAGAAGCAUGACUACAUUCACUGGUAUACGCCCGCUUAUCUCGAGAAGCGAACCAUACCAGCUUUUGUACCACCGAAAGGGGAAAUGGGCAACAAGCCUGUUUCGUUUUUCGAUGACUACUGGCUCGAAUAUUAUCGCCCAUCAACCUUGUCUUCAUUCCCGAAGAUGUUUCCGUACAAGAUGAAUUCAACUAUCAAGUACAUACCCUUCAAAUCAACGCAGGAAGGCAAAUAUGACUUGAGUCCCUUCCGCGUUCGCACUGAAGGUGACGGGGAGACGCACGAGAAGAAGAAAUCCACGACAAAGAAGGAGGUGAUUAUUGUUGAUCCAUCGGAAUCCCACAGAUCAACAGCAGAUGAUGACUCCGAGUCCGUGAUGACAGAGAAGGCCAGCGUCAGAGGGAUUUCCAUCCAACGCUGGCUACAGCCCAUGCAGCCGGAAAAAGGUCCUACAAUCCCUCAUAGUAUCAUGAAAGAUUCGGCGGAGAAUCGUGAUAGGCCGAAACAAACACAGCAAGAGAAAACCAAGGCCGCGCAAUGGACCUUCGCAAACAUCGUCCAAGAAUCGCUCAACCCAACCGUCAGCGCGCAGGAAACGGAGGAUUACACACGUUACAUCAGCCACCCGCAGAGCCUGCCGUUGGUAAUCUCGAACGACGCGCCGCCCGAUGUCGAUUCUUCUGAAUACCAGGAGUAUCUCAACGGAAGUUGGCAUACGGAAGGCCUAGCCCCUAGCGGCGCCGAAGAGGAUAUCGACGGGUAUAACAAUUUGCUGAAGGUGGGAGAGAACCCGUUGACGGUGACGGACGAGGACUUGCCCAAGAAGAGAUACAAGGCUUAUAGGAAGUGGCUUAGAGGUAAAUCGCUCUUCAAGCAGCAACCUCUCGAUUAGGAAUCGUCGGCUCAGACUACCCCGAUGAGCGACACUUUUCAUCUGGGGUCGCUAGACUUGGGCUCCCCUUGACAGCUCAAAGCUACUCUGGGUUUAUAUCCCUGAAAAGCUUGCUUAGCUGUGGCUCUUUCUCGAUAAGCACACCCACUCGUUCGUGAAAGUCUACUUUGGAUGCUUUCAUUACUGCCGAUAGGAUGUCUGCGGUCUUGGUCAAUUCGACUUUUAGGUCGUUUGCAAUCGGGCUAGUGGAUGAAAAUGAGU
Molecule: messenger RNA, 3349 nt
Organism: Annulohypoxylon maeteangense
Lineage: Eukaryota; Fungi; Ascomycota; Sordariomycetes; Xylariales; Hypoxylaceae
Product: SacI homology domain-containing protein
Exons: 1
Coding region: 122-3088 (988 amino acids)
Biological process (GO): phosphatidylinositol dephosphorylation
Cellular component (GO): intracellular membrane-bounded organelle
Molecular function (GO): phosphatidylinositol-3,5-bisphosphate 5-phosphatase activity
Source: RefSeq, a predicted model, not a curated record